GCCGCCAUAAUGAAACGAUAAAUCGCACACACAUACUGAAAACAACAUGGCAGUUUCCUCACGAAAACUUAUUCGACUACGGAUUGUGUUGCCAAGGACAUCUGAGUUUAUAUCUGAAUUAUGAAUGUGUAAGCAUCGCUUUCUUGAUUUAUUCCAGUUUUUAGUGCAACUUGAGCCACUAAAUAUUACUCGUACUCGCUCGUGGUUUUCAACUGUUGCUCCAUAGAAAUGUGUGUAAGACUUCUUGAACAUUGAAAGCAUACAAAUCAAAUAUGGUAUGACAGUUUCAUAUAGAUCUAUGAAAAAGAAAAUACCAGGAUGGCGAAUAAGAUUCGCUCGAUCGUGAGCAAAAACAAGCGUCGAUACCAAGAAGAUGGAUUUGACUUGGACUUGACAUAUAUUUAUCCAAAUAUAAUUGCCAUGGGCUUUCCUGCUGAAUCCAUCGAAGGCGUUUAUAGGAAUAACAUCAACCAAGUAGCACGGUUUUUGGACCAACGACAUAAAGACCACUACCGGGUGUAUAACUUGUGUACAGAGCGAUCCUAUGACCCUGUCAAGUUCCACAAGCGUGUGGUAUGUUAUCCGUUUGAGGAUCACAAUCCUCCACGCCUAGAGCUGAUCAAACCAUUCUGUGAGGAUCUGGACAGCUGGCUUAGGAAGGACAAGGAUAAUAUUGCCGCCAUACACUGUAAAGCUGGCAAGGGACGAACAGGUGUGAUGAUCUGUGCAUACCUGCUCCACAGAAAUCUAUUCACAGACUACAAAAAGGCCUUGCUGCAUUACGGUCAGACGAGGACGAGGGACCACAAGGGUGUGACCAUUCCCAGUCAGCGCCGCUAUGUCUGGUAUUAUGGAUAUCUCAUUGAGCGCAGACUGCAAUACAAGCCAGUUACACUGUUACUCACAGGCAUCGAAUUCAUAAAGAUUCCCAUGUACAAUGGAGGCACCUGUAUUGACGAUAAAGAAAUCUUGUUGUGUACAGGCCCCAUGUUUGAGGUAUAUCAGCUUAAGGUAAAGGUGUACAGCUCGAGGGUAUACGAGGACCUGAAAAAGGGCCAGGACAGGGUCUUCAUGGGAGUGGAGUCUUCUGUACCCCUCUGUGGGGACAUCAAAGUGGUAUUCUACAACAAACCUCGCAUGAAGGGAAAGGAAAAGAUGUUCCAGUUCUGGUUUAACACUUUCUUUGUCAAUGUGGAUGAGCAGCCUAACGGUACUAGAACUUACUGUGCUGGAGAGAUGGCUCCAAGUGAACACUCAAAGACUCUAUAUAUGUCCCUAUACAAGGACGACUUAGACAAAGCCAACAAAGACAAAUCACACAAAUUAUUCAGUCCAAACUUUCAGGCAAAGUUACACUUCAAAACGCCAGACCCUGAAUUGCCAAGGAACGGGAAUAGUUUGUCCAGCAGCCUGACCGUCCCAUCCCAUGUUAUGGGAGGUUGCACCCGCUCACCUACAUUUGAUAAUAUUUCCACAAGAGGCAGUACACAUUCUUUACCAUCUUCCACCUUAGACCAGACUCGUUCGUUUUCUGAACUUACUUUAAGAGAUGUAACCCCUACGUACGGUCGUACUCAUCCGCAUAGUCAUAAAAGCACGGGGAGUGACACAGGGUCCCCGGCUGGGAGUAGUGAAGGAUUGGCAGAUACACUCAGUGAGAACGAACAAGAUGAAAAUCUGUCGGACACUGAUACUGACGACGAAUGGGAUGGACUAGAAACAACGCUUGUAUAGCAUGUGUGAUAAUUAGUUAGGGAUUUUUUUGGGAUGGGAUGAAACUUGGAAUUUGUGUGUAAAUGUAAACAUUGUGCAUAUAGCUGUAUACCUGUGGUAUUAUGAAUGCUUUGGAAAAGUAGUGGAUAUGCAUGAUUCAGACUUUUAAGUGUAUGCCUAAUUGAAGAUAUAUAUAUGUGUAUAGAAGUUGAAUGAUGAAAGUUUUUGUGCAUUACACAGCAUCAGCUCAUCAAAGAUACUGAUGCUGUUCUUGAAGGGCUGCAACAAAUAUGAGAUUUUUGUUCAAGAUAUAUUUUGCUGGGAAUAUGAGAAUGGUCAUUGUUUUAUGUGAUGACAUUACUGGUGACACAGAACUCGUGUGUUAUCUUGUCCUUGUUACUUCUGCUGUUUAAGUUUUCCAGGUUUAUUAGGAUUGUUAUUACUUAUGAAAAAUUGUUAUCAACUUUUUCUGGGCAAAUAUCGUACUUUUUGACUCUGUGUUUGUCAUUGUCUAGAUAAUCUGCCUGAGCGAAGAUUAGUUAAGUCAUUUGUCUAGAUAAUCUGCCUGAGCGAAGAUUAAAAUGCAGAACUUAUAUCGGUUAAUAGAAUACUAUUGAAUAGUAAAAUCGGCCAAAAGCUGUGUUUGUAACAAUACUUAUAAUUAUGAUUUAGAACAAUUCUUUGUGUUAUACUACAUUAUACUGGUGAUCAAUAUGGUAGAGUUAUCUCCCUUACUUCCCAUCACAUUAGUCAUAUUAUAAUUCUAUAAAGUACCGGUAUACAUUUUUUGGUACUUUUUAAAUGUGUUACCAGUUAAUUGACAUCACAGAUUACCAUUAAUAUGAAUUAAUAUAAAACACAGUUUUACUUAUAAUCAACUUUUUGAAAAAGAUUUAUAUUAAAGGAAGCAGCAUUCACCUGGUAUUGGUAUCAAAAGAAAAGCUGUUUAAUAUUGGAAAUUUUCAGUUUAAGUGUAAAUAUGAUAUCAUGAAUUAAAAUGAGAAUUUUCUUACAAGUUGACGUGUGAAAAUCAAAUCAUCAAAAGUUAAAAAA
Messenger RNA from Pecten maximus, 2766 nucleotides. RefSeq names its product phosphatidylinositol 3,4,5-trisphosphate 3-phosphatase and dual-specificity protein phosphatase PTEN-like. Gene Ontology annotation, biological process: phosphatidylinositol 3-kinase/protein kinase B signal transduction; negative regulation of cell population proliferation; protein dephosphorylation. The record is from RefSeq and is a predicted model, not a curated record. Gene Ontology annotation, molecular function: phosphatidylinositol-3,4,5-trisphosphate 3-phosphatase activity; protein tyrosine phosphatase activity. Lineage: Eukaryota; Metazoa; Mollusca; Bivalvia; Pectinida; Pectinidae. Gene Ontology annotation, cellular component: plasma membrane; nucleus; cytosol. The transcript has 9 exons. Bases 319 to 1734 code for a protein of 471 amino acids.